This is a messenger RNA of Spirodela intermedia, 570 nucleotides long. The record is from the annotation of a GenBank genome assembly. NCBI's taxonomy places the organism in Eukaryota, Viridiplantae, Streptophyta, Magnoliopsida, Alismatales, Araceae.
AUGGCGACGGCGGCGGUGGCGGGAGUGAGGAUCCCGAGGGGGCGGCACCUCGUGGGGCUGCGGAUUCUCAUCCAGAGCCCCUCCUCCUCCUACUCCUCGCGGGAGUUGAAGGUUGUGGCCAAGUCCUCCGUGAGGCUGCCUUCCUCCCCCUCCGCUUCUCCGGCGAGCUUCUCCUCCUCCUUCCUCAAGGCCUGCCGCCUCUGCAACAAGGAGCUCUCCCCUCUCGACGACGUCUACAUGUACAGGUACACACAGAGAAAGCCAGAGAGAGGAUUAAGAGAGAGAGAAAAGAGAGAGGGAAGGAGUAGUAUGACGAACCAAGGAGAAGCCUAAGAAGAAUCCUCGAUGAAUCAAUGAAUGAAUGGAUGAAUCAAUGAAUGUUUUGUGGUUGGUUGCAGGGGAGAUCAGGGAUUCUGCAGCGUGGAUUGCCGGUGCCGGCAGAUCUCGCUGGACGAGAGGAGGGAGCUCGAGGCCGCCGCCAAGGCCCGGCUCCCGACGCCGCCGCGCCUCCGCUCCGGCCACCGCUUCCGCGACUCCGACCGCCGCCGGCGAAUCCUGGCCGUGUCGUAG